CCAGCACUCUAACGGGACCGAUCGGAGGAGGAGUGGCAGCUCUUGGAUCAAUCGUCGUCGGUCAGCCAAACCUCUCAUUGCUCGUGCUGCUGUCGCCACCGAUGUGAAUUCCCGCUUCUGGGCGAUAACCUCCCACAUUCUCCUCCGCACGUUCCUUUCCUUGAUCGCACCGGCGCAUCAAACGCACCGCAGGAGGAAUGCCGGAAAAUCCAGCGGACCUGCAGGGUGCCGUGGCUGCCGUGGAGCGGCUGCAGGCGCGGCUCCGCGAGCUGAGCGCCGGCGACGGCGACGCCAGCGGCGGUGGUGCCGCCGACGACGACGACGACGACGGCGGCGGCGGGGAUGGCAACGCGAUGGACGUGUGCGAGCGCCGGCUCGGCGCCCUGCGGGCCACCCUCGAAAGCCCCCUCUUCCAGCAGAUCCUGCGCCUGCAGAGCUCCGUCCGGCACCUGCGUGACAAGGCGACACAGCUGCCCGGCGAGCUGGAGUUCGGCGUGGCGGACCAGCUGGGGCUGUCGGCGACGGCCGUGCCGUGCUCCCGCUCGCCGGUGCUCACCUCGGCGCAGGUGUGCGGCGAGCCAUCCGGCUUCGGGCUGCUGGUGCAAGAGAUGGCGCAGGGGCGAGUGGUGGAGUGCGUGGAGCUGCAGAGGCCGCGUGGGGGCACGCCGGGCGGCCUGGGCUUCCGCGUGGCCGGCCUGCGCAGCGACGAGAGGGGCGACCUCGGCAUCUUCGUCCGGGACAUCGCCCUGGGCGGCACAGCUCACCGGGACGGGCGGCUGCGUGAAGGGGACCAGAUCCUGGCGAUCAACGGGCUGCCGCUGGACACGAGCGUGUCGCACGCGUGCGCCGUGUCGCUGCUGCAACAGGCCGCGGGCCCCGUCACGCUGCUCGUCGCUCGCCCGCCGUGCCGGCCCGGCGGCGACGACGACGACGGUGGCGGCGGCGGCGGCGGCAUCUCGGCGGAGGGCGACGUCCCGCCGUGGGGCUGGGAGCGGGCGGUGGACACGGUGGAGCUGACCAACGACGGCUCGGGGCUCGGCUUCGGCAUCGUCGGGGGCAAGGGCACCGGCGUGGUCGUCAAAACCAUCCUGCCCGGAGGGGUCGCCGCUCGCGAUGGGAGGCUGCAGAGCGGAGACCACAUCCUGCAGAUCGGGGACACGGACGUGCAGGGCAUGGGCAGCGAGCAGGUGGCUCAGGUCCUGCGCCAGUGCGGCACGCACGUCAAGCUGGUGAUCGCGCGCGGCCUGAGAGAGGCCGAGCGCCCGCAACCGUCGCCGCCGCCGCCGCCGUCUUCGUCCCCCGGGGGGCUGUCGUCGUCGUCCAGCCGGUCGGCCUCGAGGGAGGAGGAGAUCCCCUCGGUCGCCUCCCUGCACGCCCUCCGCUCGGAAGAGGGCGAAGGGGUGGGUGGCGUGGAGGCCUACGAGGUGGAGCUCACGAAGGACGCGCAGGGGCUGGGCAUCACCAUCGCUGGCUACGUUGGCGAUAAGAACUCUGAGCUGUCGGGAAUCUUCGUGAAGAGCAUCACCCCGGGCAGCGCCGCGGAGCACGACGGGCGCAUCUGGGCCGGGGACCAGAUCAUCGCCGUGGACGAGACGGACCUGCAGGGCUUCACCAACCAGCAGGCGGUGGAGGUGCUGCGCCGCACCGGCAGGACGGUGCGCCUCACGCUCGCCCGCCGGGAGCCGCGGCACGGCGCGGCCGCCGGCGGGCGGCGCUCGCGGAACAGCCCCGGCUCGGGGUCGAGCGAGGGCGGCGACGAUGACGGUGACGACGGUGACGAGGUGGAGCAGGAGGAGGGGCGACAACGCUCAACCUCUCCCGGUGGUCGGCGCGGGCUCGGUGGCGGUGGCGGCAAACGAGAGAAGAUCUGGAGCGCCGACGCGGAGACGGACGCCCCCACCGUCACCGUCACCAUCUCGCCCUCCAGGCCCGGCGGUGUGUGGGGCGGCGCGAGGCGCACCAGCGGCGGCGGCGACGGUACUACGGUGAGCGCCACCGGCACGGACAACGAUGAGGAGGAGGCGGACGAUGCUCGUGGGCGGGAGGCCGAGCGGCGCCGCUUCCUCCCCGGAAUCAAGGCCUCCACCGAGGACGACGACGUUGUCAGGGCCAGCUGGCAGAACAUCCUCGGAGCCGGGAAAGAAGUCGUGGUGUCGCGCGUGUUCAAGACGAGCGAGCGCAGCGGCCUGGGCAUCAGCCUCGAGGGCUCCCUGGGGCACCACCACAUCCGCUCCAUCCUGCCCGAGGGGCCCGUGGGGCGCAGCGGGCUGCUGCUCAGCGGGGACGAGCUGCUGGAGGUGAACGGCACGCGCCUGCUGGGCCGUGCCCACCGCGAGGUGGUGGCCAUCCUCAAGGAGCUGCCCCUGGCCGUCACCAUGGUGUGCUCCCGGCACGCCCACGACUACGACGCCAGCGGGCAAAGCGCCUCGUCGCCCGGCCAGCUCGGUGUGCCCGCCCCGCGGCUGCCACCUUUCGCCUGGGGCAGCCAGCAGAGCCUCUCCAGCUCCGACCACAGCCUUGGCCAGAUGUGGUCCGGCGGUAGCCCCCCCGCGUCUCCAGAGAGCGCUCUCGCGGCCGGCAGGCCCAAGGCUCCGGCCGCGACGAACCUCGGGCCCCAGAGUGGCGUCUCCUCCUCCUCCUCCUCGUCUCCCGCGGCGUCGCGGAUGGAGACGGAGCGAGCACCGUGGAGCCCCCCAGACGACGCCGGUGUCGUUCUCGGGGGACCCCGGAGCGCCGGGCCGGUGGGGGGGAGUGCGACGGGGACAGAGGCCGAGGAGGAGGGGGGAGUGGCGGCGGUUGCCGGAGGGCAGCAGCCCAUGUGGGACUCGGAGGUGCAGUGGAUCGAGCUGGAGAAGGGCACCCAGGGGCUGGGGUUCAGCAUCCUGGACUACCAGGACCCGUGGGACGCCGACCGCAGCGUGGUGCUUAUCCGCUCGCUGGUGCCUGGCGGCGCCGCCGAGCGGGACGGUCGCCUGCUGCCCGGGGACCGCCUGGCGUUCGUCAAUGAGCGCGACCUCACCGGCGCCGGCCUGGAGGAGGCCGUCGCGGCCCUCAAGGGGGCACCGCCGGGCACAGUUCGCAUCGGCGUGGCCAAGCCGCUGCCGCCCGACCCGGCGCCGGGCUCCUCGGGCCUUCGCGCCGGCCGCGACCCUCCGGCCGUCACCAGGGAGACGCAGCUCCCCGGCGCCGCCGGCCCCGUCGCCAGGGCGGCCGUCGCCACGGCGACCCCGUACCGCACGCGGGGGUUCCAGCUGCCGCCGCGCGCGCCGCGCGUGAGCUCGCCCCUCUUCCACGCCGAGCUGGCGCUGGUGGAGCCCACCGAGUCGGAGGCCUUGGAGUCGUCGUCCACCUCGGGGCAGUCCCACGGCUCGACCUCGCAGGUGAGCGAAGGGGUCACCCGUCCUCCGUCCGAGUUCGAGAAAACCAUCACGGUGAACAAAGGGACGUCCAGCCUCGGCAUGACGGUGACGGCGGACCCGGAGGGCGCCGGCAUGAUGGUGCGCAGCGUGAUGCACGGCGGGGCCAUGGGGCGCGACGGGCGCGUCACGCCGGGCGACGUGCUGGUGGCCGUGAGCGGGGAGCCCGCCGCCGGCCUUGGCAGCGCGCAGGCUCGGGCCCUCCUGCGCAAGCACUCGCUCAUCGGAGCGCAGAUCGAGUGUGAUGGGCCCUCUGUGGGGCCCAGGGAGGCCCCAUCCCUAGAGCUCACGUUCGUGAGUGCCGGCGACCUGGAGGAGUACCGGGAGAGUCGGCGCGCACACGCUGGCGCCGCGGCAAGCAGAGAAGCCGAUUUGCCGGAGCGUGAAGCUGGGGAGGGGGAGGAAAGCGAAGAGCGGGGACCCUCGCAGGUUCACUGGGGGCCCCCCCGCCGGGUGCUGGUGGACCGCGACCCCGGUGGGCGGUCGCUGGGCAUCAGCAUUGUGGGCGGGCGAGGGAUGGGGGCGCGCUUGACGCCGGGCGAGGUGCUGCGCGGGAUCUUCAUCAAGCACGUGCUGCAGGACAGCUCCGCGUCGCGCCUCGGAGGGCUCAAGGAGGGCGACCGCAUCCUGGAGGUGGGUGGUGAGGACCUACGUGACGCCAGCCACGAGCGGGCUGUGGACGCCAUCCGUCGAGCGGUGCACCCCGUCGAGUUCGUGGUGCAGAGCCUCGUGCCCAGGGCCCAGUCGCGGCAAAAGUUUGCCGCGCCGCGGCAAGACUUCAGCCUUAAGCCUAGCAACCCUUUCUACCACCUACUAACCCAGCCGGCGGGUAGCCUAGACGCGCCGCCGCCGCUGCCACCGGCGCCGGCUUCGCCCCCCCCAAAGCCUCCUCCUCCGUCCCUGUACAACCCCUUCCUCUUCCACGCCACCGCCGACCCCUGCCAGCAGGACGCCGCCGGCGCUCGCGCGGGGUCAGAGGUUGCCGCGACGGGGACGGACGAGGAGGAGGAGGACGAGGGGGAGGGGAGCGGGGAGGGAGGGCGGCACGCGGACUUCCCGCUCGGAGCGCCGCCGCCGCAGCCAGUGCCGGGCGGCGCGGGGGAGCCGGCGUCGUGCGCCAUCGUGCCGGGCCUGGAGACGCACAUCGCCAUCGCCAAGGGGCGCACGGGCCUGGGCCUCAGCAUCGUGGGCGGCACCGACACGCUGCUCGGAGGCAUCAUCAUCCACGAGGUCUACGAGUCCGGGGCUGCGGCGAAGGACGGACGCCUCUGGGCGGGCGACCAGAUCCUGGAGGUGAACGGAAUCGACUUGCGUUGCGCGACGCACGAGGAGGCGAUCGCGGCCCUGCGCCGCACGCCGGCCACCGUGCGCCUCGUCGUGUUCCGGGACGAGGCUCAGGACCCCCCCCCUCGCGACGCGCCGGACGACGACGGCGGGGGGGGGCAGCCCCCCCACCGAGCGUACGUGGGGCCCCCCGGAGCCUCGGGCUGAGUACGAGGAUGAUCUGCCACGGCAGCCACCACAGCAGCUUCCACAGCAGCAGCCACCACUGCAGCAGGGGGGGGUGACCGCGGAGGUGGCAGACCAAGUGCAGGCUGGAGGCGGCGACGAGGCGCUG
Messenger RNA from Petromyzon marinus (sea lamprey), 5034 nucleotides. NCBI's taxonomy places the organism in Eukaryota, Metazoa, Chordata, Hyperoartia, Petromyzontiformes, Petromyzontidae. The record is from RefSeq and is a predicted model, not a curated record.